This is a messenger RNA of Mollisia scopiformis, 2343 nucleotides long. RefSeq lists its product as uncharacterized. The record is from RefSeq and is a predicted model, not a curated record. The coding region runs from base 1 to 2343 and encodes 780 amino acids. NCBI's taxonomy places the organism in Eukaryota, Fungi, Ascomycota, Leotiomycetes, Helotiales, Mollisiaceae. The transcript is spliced from 2 exons.
AUGAACUGGACGGGAGGCCGUCUCCAACGGUCAACAGCAGCUAGUGGUGUCAAGCAUCAGCAGAAGCAACACUUUGCAAAGGUGGCCCAGAACCUGCGCAGUGGCUCCAAGUUCAAGUCGCCUGUCAAAUGGUCUGUCUUCGACCUGAUUGCGGAGGAUCGCGAGCGCGGUCAACGCGAAUCACCAGCUGCACACCAAGUUCACGUAACAUCGAACCGUGAGCAGAGCAGGUUACUUGCACAACACCAUACCGGUCUUUACCCCAAUGCCCAUGUUGCUGGAAAACGUGAGAGCAGCAAAACAAACACAUCAUCAGCGUAUCGAGUCAAUUCACAUAUUUCAAGAACCAAUAAUCGAAUCAAGCCCAGUCCAGUUCCAGUUCCAGCUCGAGUUCCAGACGACGAUCUAUAUAAUGCCACCCCUCCUCCACCUCCUCCACGGAACAUCAAACAGCAACGCGAAGAGUCUGUGCCAUUGUCGGAGAUUGACAGCUUUGUGGAGCCAAAACAAGAGCAAGAGUCCGUGUUUGAGAAAAGAAGGAGGGUCUUAAGAAGAGGAGACUGGGUCGGAGUCGGCAUACAAAAACCGCUCCAGAUUGCAUUUGCAUCACCGAGGGAUGAAGAGAAUAUUGGCAGGAGGAGAAAGAUACCAACUGGUGGUCAUCGAGCCCGAUACGAGACGAAGCAAACCCACAUCACAUCUCCAUUUCCUCAAAGAGCUAGGUGUCCAGCCAACAUUGCGCCAUCGGCAUGGGCCAAACAGCUGCGACAAAUAGAAGCAGAAAAGGCAGAUGUUAGAAUCUCGAUUGGUGGUAAAGUGGUACCACCGGGCCUCAGCUCCAGCUCGGCACCUCGGACAGCCAUACACAACAGAUCUCAGGCUACACCAUCUGAUGUGAUGCUGUUGGACGACGAUGUUUUUCAAGGCAAAGAGAAAGAAUUGCCUUCCAAUGUUGUCCAUAAUUACAUCCACUUUUCUCGGGAGAAUUCUCAGAAUACCUAUCAAGCUCCGGAGAUCGCCCAAAUGCAAAUUGGAUUACCAAGUGACGACUACCAGAUCCAACAACAUCUCGAGGACUUCCAAAGUUGGGCUGGCAUUUCUCCGAACGAUGAUUUUGAUAGGGAUUCCUUCGAUGAGGAAUUGCUCCGCGAGCCAGAUACUACGCCAUUUCGAGUCCAAGAGCUUGCUGAACCGGUAGACCCACACAAUGGGAUGCAUCCUGGUCAAGUCGUCUUCUCAUCCUCUUCUACUUCCAUCCAUCAUCCAAAACCUCAAAGUUCUCGAGUCUCUGUACUUAUACGAUCGGACUCAUCUGAGAGCGCACAAAGCACAAAGGCACAAGUCGGGAAGAGACGGGAAGCAGUGCCCAGUUCACAAGUCGAUGAGAAUAAACUAUGGGAGUCGUGGAUUGCACCUCUGUACCAAGAAUCUUCACAAGAUACCAACGGAUUCGGAGACGAGAGAUAUCGCACUAAUGUCAGUAUCAGUCCCGGCAUUAGUGUAUUGCUUCCCAGGAGGCCAUUUGAAGCACAUCCUGCUGGUCAAAACGAGGAUAUCUCCGACUCAGUGUCUCCAGAGAACCAAGAAGGGACAGAGGAGCCUUUGUUUGAAAGAGCAGAGGUUCAGUCGUCCACGAAUGGAGACCAACACACAAGCGAAGACUACGAGAGUUCUCGAUUGCUAGAACAUCAAACUACCGACGCCGAAGCCGAGUCUUAUCCUACCAGCAGGAAAUCCUCCAGACAGACUGAGAAGCCAACAGCCGUUGUCGAGAGCAAAGAGAAAGACGCAGAUGAGAGCUGGAGGAAGUUUGUCUUCGGUAGCAGUAGUAGUGACACGCCAGAGGAGCAUGGAUCAAAGACAAGACAGAUCACAUCCAAUUGGAAAGAUCACCAAGAAACAGCUAGCUCGUCGAUGCUUGCUCACCCGGCGACCCGUCAAUCAAUCGAUUCCACUUGUGAACCAGAAUUCCCAGGCAGUCAUUCAUUCACAUCCAGAAUUACCAGUAACGUGUCGAAGAAUGAGCCACGAGUGGAGGACUACUCUACUGCUAGCGAGUCACAGGAUUUGAGUGCUUCUAGCAGCUCUUCUCGGAGUGAGUCGAAUCAUCCUUCAGCAUCGGUGGCUUUUGGGAAGAAGAUUGUGUUCACCAAGCCAAAGCCUAUUGUUGGUCGAAAGUCCAUGGAACCUUCAACGGACGAGGGACCGCUUCAUAUCGGACGACAUCUAUUGGACGAUGACACGAAGAGCUAUUUAGGACAGAGUAGGAGCGUGGAACAAGAGGUGUAUAGUACCGCGACUUCUACAGACGAAGAUGAUGUUGAAUCUAUAGAAGAUGACUAG